Molecule: messenger RNA, 2292 nt
Organism: Bombina bombina (fire-bellied toad)
Lineage: Eukaryota; Metazoa; Chordata; Amphibia; Anura; Bombinatoridae
Gene: SIM1
Product: SIM bHLH transcription factor 1
Exons: 11
Coding region: 1-2292 (763 amino acids)
Biological process (GO): regulation of transcription by RNA polymerase II
Molecular function (GO): protein dimerization activity; RNA polymerase II transcription regulatory region sequence-specific DNA binding; DNA-binding transcription factor activity, RNA polymerase II-specific
Source: RefSeq, a predicted model, not a curated record
AUGAAAGAAAAAUCCAAAAAUGCAGCUCGGACUAGGCGGGAGAAAGAAAACAGUGAGUUUUAUGAACUGGCUAAAUUACUGCCCCUGCCCUCUGCCAUCACCUCUCAGCUGGACAAAGCCUCAAUAAUCAGACUGACAACAAGCUAUUUAAAAAUGAGAGUGGUCUUUCCUGAAGGGCUUGGAGAAGCCUGGGGACAUUCCACUCGAGCCAGCGCCUUGGAUAACGUUGGGAGGGAGCUGGGUUCUCAUCUCUUACAGACUCUAGAUGGUUUUAUCUUUGUGGUUGCACCUGAUGGGAAAAUUAUGUAUAUCUCUGAAACAGCUUCAGUCCAUCUCGGCUUAUCACAGGUAGAAUUGACCGGAAAUAGCAUUUAUGAAUACAUACACCCUGCUGAUCACGAUGAGAUGACCGCAGUGCUCACAGCCCAUCAGCCUUACCAUUCGCACUUUGUCCAGGAAUAUGAAAUUGAGCGCUCAUUUUUCCUGAGGAUGAAAUGUGUAUUGGCAAAGAGGAACGCAGGUCUGACUUGUGGUGGCUAUAAGGUGAUACAUUGCAGUGGGUAUCUGAAGAUCAGGCAGUACAGUCUGGAUAUGUCACCCUUUGAUGGCUGCUACCAGAAUGUAGGAUUAGUGGCUGUUGGCCACUCUCUCCCACCCAGUGCAGUGACUGAAAUCAAACUUCACAGCAAUAUGUUCAUGUUCAGAGCUAGUUUGGAUAUGAAGCUCAUAUUUCUUGAUUCCAGGGUGGCUGAAUUAACAGGAUAUGAACCUCAAGAUCUGAUAGAAAAAACCUUGUAUCACCAUGUCCACGGUUGUGACACUUUCCACCUGCGAUGUGCCCACCACUUGUUGCUGGUGAAAGGACAGGUCACCACCAAAUACUACCGUUUCCUGGCCAAGCAGGGAGGCUGGGUGUGGGUACAGAGCUAUGCCACUAUAGUUCACAACAGCAGAUCCUCCAGACCUCACUGCAUUGUCAGCGUCAAUUAUGUGCUCACGGACACAGAAUAUAAAGGAUUACAACUUUCUCUGGAUCAAGUAACAACAAAGCCUUCAUUCUCUUAUGCAAACUCUAAUUCAACCAUUAGUGAGGCAAGGAAGGGUAGUAAAUCUCGUCUCUCCAGCACUAAAUCUAAAGCCAGAACGUCGCCAUACCCAAAGUAUUCUGGAUUUCACACUGAGAGAUCAGAGUCAGAUCAUGAAAGUCAAUGGGGUGGAAGCCCUCUUACAGACACUGCUUCACCUCAACUUCUAGAUCCUAUAGAAAGACCAAGUUCCCAGCAACAUGAUGCUUCCUGUGCAUAUAGACAAUAUCCUGACAGGAGUGCACUUUGCUUCGGAUUUGCACUUGAGCAUUCAAGGUUAAAUGAUGAUAGACAUCACCAUAGCCAAGCCUGUGAAGGAGGAAGAUGUGAGGCUGGUAGAUAUUUUCUUGGAAGUCCACAAACUGGGAGAGAAGCAUGGUGGGGUUCUAGAUCCACUCUUCCAUUGCCAAAGUCAUCUCCAGAAAGCAGAGAUGGGUAUGAAAACAGCAUGCCACAUAUUACUUCUGUUCACAGGAUACAAGGGAGAAGCCACUGGGAGGAAGACAGUGUUGUGAGUUCACCUGAUCCUGGUUCAGCAAGUGAAUCUGGGGAACGGUUUCACACAGAGCAAUAUCAAAACAGUCAUCAUGAGCCAAGCAAGAUAGAAACUCUCAUAAGGGCCACACAACAAAUGAUCAAAGAAGAGGAAAAUAGAUUACAACUGCGUAAAUCCAGUCCUGACCAACUUAGCACAGUAAAUGGAACUGGGAAAAGAAACUCAAUUUGUUUUUCCAACUAUCAACAGCCUCAAUUGACUGGUGUUGUGUGCCGUGGCCCUUCACUUAGCAACAAUUCUCCAUGUGACCACAUUCAACAAAGAGAUGGAAAGAUCUUGAGCCCACGUGAUAAUGAAUAUGAAAACAGUCCUACUACCUUGUCCAGAAUGAGUAGCCCUAAUUCUGAUAGAAUUUCAAAAACAGGUGUAACUAUAGCAAAAGAUUAUUUACAUGUAAAUGUGUCCCCUCAGCAAACAGUGGACAAUUCUGCAUCACCAAACUAUUACAGUUCUCACAGGCAGUAUUUUGAUAAGCAUGCUUACACGUUUACGGGGUACGCUUUCGAGCACUUGUAUGACCCUGAAUCAAUAAGGAACUAUUCAUUAAGCUGUAACGGACCACAUUUUGAUGUAACCUCUCACUUACGAAUGCAACAGGAUCCCACCCAAGUCCACAAGGGCACAUCAGUUAUUAUUACAAAUGGAAGUUGA